Messenger RNA from Prorocentrum cordatum, 460 nucleotides. Lineage: Eukaryota; Dinophyceae; Prorocentrales; Prorocentraceae. The record is from the annotation of a GenBank genome assembly.
GAGGCCAGGGUGUCCGCCCAGCUGGCUGGCCGACGCCUCUUCGAGUGCGCCUUCGUGUCGCAGGACUUCGACUUUGUGACGCCCUAUUGGCAGCCCGCCUACGUGUACGGGUGGGACGCCCCCGUGACAGUCCCGCGCUGGAGACCCUUCGUCGCCAAGCGGUCGGGCACGAUCCUCAGAGCUCGCGGCCUGAGAGACCGAGACAUGUUCCCGCGGAGGUACAACUUCGAGGGCCCGAGCCCGUGGCUGUGGAGGCCAGAGCUCCACCAGAGGCUGGGCUACAGCCUGCACAGCUCGGUGGGGCCGGACUGCCCCGAGGAGAGCUCCAGGAGCAGCUGUGGCGGUGGAGCAGGGAGCAGGUGGGCCUGCCGCAGCGCCUGGACGAGGGGGACAUCUUCGCGCCCGUCCAGGGAUGACCUUGCCCUCCUCGCUCCUCCCCUCACGCCCUCGUCUUCGCCCU